GCAAGAAAAAGAGGAAAAAAAAAAAAAAAGCAAGAAACGAAAGAAAUCUGCUCUACCCCUUCACAAAAUAUCCUUCUUAGGAAACAAAGAGCAAAGUUUCUUGACCGCCGACUGAGCAUUGUCCUUGAACUUUUGUGAUUUUUCACAGCUAUGGCCAGUACCGGGCAACAUGUGGCAAAUGAUGCUGCAUCUUCUCUGAUAGAGCAGCUUUGCAAGGCAGUUCUUGAACUGGAAGCUUGCAAGGAUGCUUCUGAGGACAAGGUUCAAUGGACAGAAAUUGAACAACAUUUCCGCAAUCUUGAUAUGACAUUAAAGAAGAAAUCUGAAGAGCUAGAAGUUAAGGAGAAGGAAUACGAGGAGAAAGAAGCUGAAACUCGUGCAUUGAUUUCUGAGAGGGAGGCAGCUGUUGCUUCUAAGGAACAAGACUUCUUGGAUCGAGUGCAGGAGCUGAAAGAUGCUGCUGUUGCUGCCAUUGCAGAGGCACGUGCAAAUUUCCAACCAACAAUUGUGGAACCGCUUAAUGCUGGGGACAACAAAGACACCAAGGUAAGCAGCCCUGUUGGUGAUACAUACUCUACUGAUGAGGACUUUCCUCAUAAAACAGGUGAAAAUACUGAAAAUGUGGCUGCUGAUGUUAAGCCGCGUCCAGAGCUGACGCAAUUUUGUGAGCAAAUGGAUGCAAAAGGACUUCUUAAUUUUAUAAUGGAGAACCAGAAAAAUCUAUAUGCCAUUUGUCAGGAACUUCCUGUUGCACUAGAAAGUGCAAGUGAACCAGCCCGUUUGGUGCUGGAUUCAUUGGAGGGGUUUUACCCUCCUGAUGAAACAACCCAAACGGGGGAUAAGAGGGAUGCUGCCCUUCAGGGCAUGCGCAAAUCCUGUGUUGUCUUAAUAGAAGCCAUGGCUGCCUUUUUGGCCAGAAUUGACCCCGGUGCUGAUCACCUUCUGAACCUUGAAACCAAGCAGCAAGCCAAGGCAAUUGCUGAUGAGUGGAAACCUAAGCUGUCUAGUGCAGGCAGUGACACUGCCAAUGGCAAUUCCUUGGAAGCAGAGGCUUUUUUGCAGCUCCUUGCUACUUUUAGGAUUUUUUCAGAGUUUGAUGAAGAAGAACUCUGCAAGCUUGUUGUUAUAGUUGCUCACCGCCGGCAGGCACCUGAGCUAUGUCGUUCCAUUGGGUUAACACAGAAAAUGCCAGCUGUUGUUGAGUUGUUGAUUAACGGUGGGAGACAAAUAGAUGCUGUACGAUUUAUUCAUGCCUUCCAGCUUACUGAAAGCUUUCCUCCUGUGCCCCUCUUGAAGACGUACUUGAAGGAUUUGAGGAGAAAUUCGCAAGGGAAGAGUGGGAACUCUGGUGGCGCUGCUGGUGCACAGGGUGAUGUAAAUGCACAAGAACUUGCAGCGUUGAGGGCUGUGAUAAGAUGUGUUCACGAGUAUGGGCUAGAAGCUGACUACCCACUUGACCCACUCCAGAAAAGGUUUGCUCAACUGGAAAAAUCAAAAUCAGAUAAUAGGAAGAGAGUAGGAGAUUUUGGCAAACAUCACCAGUCAAAGAGGUCAAGACCCAGCGGUGGAUUUAGAGGAUUUCGUGGACCUCCUGGUAGGCAGGUGCCACCUGUUUACAACGAGAGGGCUGCAUAUGUAGGAAUGCCGGAAAGGUACCCUCAUGCUGGCCCUAACCCCUACGAUUAUCAAGUCCCGAACCAACCUGCUUAUGCUCCGCAAGCUAAUGAUCAAAGAUUAUACUACUAUUCUCAAGACGACAGAGGUCCUGCUCCCUCGUAUAAUACAGCUACAUCUAACUAUGGUAGCUAUGGUGGUAGCGGAUUGCAACCAUCACACCAGCCAUAUAUGUAAUUCUUGAUGGAAAAGUUCACCAUAGA
Durio zibethinus is the source of this 1877-nucleotide messenger RNA. RefSeq names its product FRIGIDA-like protein 3. The record is from RefSeq and is a predicted model, not a curated record. NCBI's taxonomy places the organism in Eukaryota, Viridiplantae, Streptophyta, Magnoliopsida, Malvales, Malvaceae.